CAGCUGACGAAGCAGCACGACGAAGCGAAGAAGAAAUACUUCGUGCGUAUGGAAUAGAAAAUUGGAAAAAGGCAACUGCACAGUGAAAAAUGUGGAAAAAUGUGGUUUUUUGGAUAAAUAAUUGUGGAGCAAGGUAUUGCCACAGCUCAACAAAACAAAACAAAAGACGAUAAUUACGAAUUGGAACGCACAAAAUAGAAUAUGAAAUUGCUGCCAAAAACUCGGUGUGUAGAUUCGUCGUCGUUGUUGCUGUCGCAUUCGAAUUUCAUAUAUUGAGCAGCGAGAGAAAGAAGCCAAGAGCAAGCAAUAAGUAACAACAAGCAGAUGACAGAUGCAAAACUAAAUUCUACGUGCAAAUUUGUGAAAUUCAUUGAGGAUUGAGAUAACAAAACGAAUGCAGAGACGUUGCUGCAAAUUAUUCUAAUUAUACAACAGGGCCCAACUGUGUUCCCCGUCAAAGAACGAAACUGGUUAUACACACAGCGACGACGACGACGACAACCACGACAACGACGACGGCGACGACGACGAAGGAACGGGAGCAGCAGCAGCAGCAGCAGCGAAAGGCAGUUCGACGCAGCAGAGCAGAGUGAGGGUAAUGGAAAAAAUCAAACAAAAGGUAAUUGGAGUGCUGCGCGAGCGCGACGGUGGCACGAAUGUGAAUCGCAGCAGUAGCAAUGGCAUCGCAGUCGGCGGUGGCGUUGGCGGUGGCUCUGCAGUUGCUGUUGGCAGUCAUCAGGUGGGCGUGGGCGUGGCCGUUGCAAUCGGGGUCACGCAGGACAAUGCCAAUGACGGUGCUGCUGCUGCUGCCGGUGGCGCUGGCAUCGCCGGCGCUGCUGUCGGCGUCGGUGGCAGCGGCGUUGCGAGCGGUGCAGCCCGCACUUCAGUUCUUUCGCGGCCGCAAACAUCGAAGAUCAGUGCACUCGACUUGGCUGGCAUAUUGAACACGCGACGACGACUCGAGUGGACCAAGGAGUGGCUGCGAAAGAAUCAAUCGGAGUUCCUCAGCAAGGAGAAUCUGCUGAGCGAGCUGCAGUCACGCAAGGAUGAGUGCUAUCAUUUGAAUUACUUCCUAGCCAUAACCGAGAGCCAGUUUCGGUAUCUGGUGCAGAAACUGGAUCCCAUCAUCAGUCAGUAUGCGCCGCAGCGUAAAAAGAAAUCCUUUAGCGCCGAGGAGCGACUGGCCAUAACGCUCAAGUAUUUGGCGACGGGUGAAGUGCAUUCUUGUCGAAACUACUGCUUCCGUGCCUCGAAAUUUGUGAUAAACGAAAUGAUUGCCAAUAUCUGUCUGGGCUUCUAUGAGCACCUCAAGGACCAAUACGUGACACUACCAAAGACUGAUGAGCAGUGGCGCAACGCGGCCACGGAUAUGGAGCGCAAACACCAAUUGCCCCAAUGCGUGGGCAAUCUAUUCAUGCGCAGCAUUCAACUCCAGAACAAUGUCAGCAACAACAGCAGCAGCAGCGGCGGCGGUGGCGGAGGUGGAGGUGGAAACAACAGCGACGAACGGAAGCGUGCGAUCAUAUUUACGGCCAUCGUCGAUGCGGACAACAAUUUCCAGUAUGUGAAAGUGGAGCGUGCGGCAAACAGUCGACCCAAUGAUAUCUAUAACCAGACCACUGCCGUUGAACUUAUCGAGCAAAAGAUGCAGGCGCUCGGAGCGCGUCUCGAGGAGCAGUCACACGAUUUGCCCUGCGGCUUGAGCUAUUAUCUGGCCGGUGAUGCGGUGCUGCCAAGCACAUCGUAUUUGGUCAGCACACGCAAUGUGAGCAAGGACAGUGCGGUGUACGAUGCCCUGGAACAGGUGAACGCUCAUGCGGAGCAAACGAUGCGCAUAUUGUGCAAUAUAUUUCCCAUAUUGGCGCAGCCAUUGCGCGUCAGCGAGAAGCACAUUGGUCAGGUGGUGCUCGGCUGUGUGGCGCUGUACAAUUUUCUGCGCAAAACGGACGAUUCGUUUCGACGCAACAGCGACAACAUUGUGCAGCAACGUGGCGGCAUCGAGCAGCCACAGCACGCGUAUGUGGAUAGUGAGGAUAUCGAUGAUGAUUGCAUCAUGCUGGCCACCGAGGAAGAGCUGCGAGAGCGUGCCGAAUUUACGCCUAGCGUUGGCCUCACCACCUGCUUCCAGACGUUAUGCGCACAGCGCGGCGAUACGAGCGAUGGACAGGCGAAGCGAGACUGGCUGCUCAAUCUGCCCGUUUUGGGGGCACAACAACAGCAGCAUGGCAACAGUAACAGCAACAGUAAUAGCAACAGCAUUGGCAGCAGCAACAGCAACAGUAGUAGCAGCAGCAGCAGCAUUGGCAGUGGCAGUGGAAGUGGCAUCGGAAUGGGAUUGGUUGGGAUGGUUGCUAGUGGCAAUGCUGCCACGGCGAACGGGGGCUUAUAUUAGUGCAAUUUUGAUCUAAGUACUUUACGAAUUUUGUAUAGUUCCUUGUUUUCUAUUUUCUAACUCUUAAUCUGUACUCUACUGCAUAAUGUAUCUGUAUCUGUUGGUAUCUUUAUAUAUUCAAAAUUGGCAUUAGCAUCAUCGGUUCUAUGUUGCUAGUCUCCAGAAAACACACAAUCUGUUUUGCAUUAAGUGAGCUGUUCUUUUGCUUCUGUGCUUCUCUUAAGGUUCUGUAAAGUUAGUUUAGGUUUCAUAAUUACAUAUAUACAGAUAUAUAUAUAUAU
Messenger RNA from Drosophila sulfurigaster albostrigata, 2673 nucleotides. RefSeq lists its product as uncharacterized. NCBI's taxonomy places the organism in Eukaryota, Metazoa, Arthropoda, Insecta, Diptera, Drosophilidae. The record is from RefSeq and is a predicted model, not a curated record. The coding region runs from base 599 to 2392 and encodes 597 amino acids. The transcript is spliced from 4 exons.